Molecule: messenger RNA, 2664 nt
Organism: Brugia pahangi
Lineage: Eukaryota; Metazoa; Nematoda; Chromadorea; Rhabditida; Onchocercidae
Source: the annotation of a GenBank genome assembly
AUGGCAAUUGAAAAACUAAUGAUAUUGUCAACAGUAUUGUUGUCAACAUUAUUUGUGCGUAAAACCGCAGAGCAACGACAGUUAAUGCCGACUAUUCGCAUACCAUCAAUUAUAUCCUUAAAUCCACGAAGUCCAGUCAACAGAAAUAGUACCAUUCAAUCUCAACAACCAGGUCAACUGCUUCAACGACAAAAAAUGCAAUUGCGUAAUUUUCAACGCAUUAUUGGAUUAAAUCGUCAGGUAACAAAGCAACCAGUUUCAAUCAAUAAAAAAUUUCAAGAAAAUUUUGCUACAGCUAACUUUAAUAGCAAAGUACUUCAGAGGAAUACGAUACGUACGAGAGUGGAAAACGUGAAUACGAAUGAAAGAAGAGGAAACAUACGUAAAAAUGCUCAACCAUUAUUAAUUUCUACUCCAUCCACACUCAAUGAUCAAUUUCAAUUGAUCACAUUGAGAAAUAAAUCAAAACAGCCACAAUUUGUUCGUCUUCGAAAGUUACAUGGUCAAACUUUCUCAGGAAAAAUGAAUAAAAUUCCGGAUCAGGAACAAAUACAGCUUCCAUUACAAUGGUCUAAUUUUAGACAUAGAUUGUUUAAUUCCUCAAAUCAACUUCUUCCAUUCGUUCUAGAAAUGAAUACAACAAGUCGUUUGCUCCAUCUAACAACCACUAAAGCACCUGAACCACCACUUAUACAAUUUGAAAAAAAUUUUGACUUAGAAAGUAAACAACUAAAAUUAAUUAAUCACAAUGAAUUUCAUCAACAGACUGCAACUUUAACAACAAUUGCUAUUUUUGAUGAUAAAAGUAGUGCUAUUAAAGUAUUACCAUUUGAACAACAAUCACAACAUGUAACAUUUCAAAAUGUGAAGCAAAAUUCCGCAGUGACAGAAUUGAUGUCUCCUCCAAUAGAGGCUCAUACUUCACCGCCAUUUACUAUGCACUCGUCACUUCCUAUUGCGCAACCGAACUCAGGUUUACCACAAACUUUAUCACUCAGCGCCGCGCAACCAGGCCCAAGUUUAAGUUUAUCAGUUAGUGCUGCGCAACCAGGUCCAGUUUUACCACAAAGUUUACCAGUCAGUGCUGCGCAACCGGGAUUACCACAAAGUUUACCAGUCAACGCUGCGCAACCGAGGUUACCACAAAAUUUAUUAGUCAGUGCUGCGCAACCAGGUCCAGUUUUACCACAAAGUUUACCAGUCAACGCUGCGCAACCGAGGUUACCACAAAAUUUAUUAGUCAGUGCUGCGCAACCAGGUCCAGUUUUACCACAAAGUUUAUCAGUCAGUGCUGCGCAACCGGGAUUACCACAAAGUUUACCAGUCAACGCUGCGCAACCGAGGUUACCACAAAAUUUAUUAGUUAGUGCUGCGCAACCGAGCUCAGGUUUACCACAAAGUUUAUCAGUCAGUGCUGCGCAACCGGGAUUACCACAAAGUUUACCAGUCAACGCUGCGCAACCGAAGUUACCACAAAAUUUAUUAGUCAGUGCUGCGCAACCGAGCUCAGGUUUACCACAAAGUUUAUCAGUCAGUGCUGCGCAACCGGGAUUACCACAAAGUUUACCAGUCAACGCUGCGCAACCGAGGUUAUCACAAAAUUUAUUAGUCAGUGCUGCGCAACCAGGUCCAGUUUUACCACAAAGUUUAUCAGUCAGUGCUGCGCAACCGGGAUUACCACAAAGUUUACCAGUCAACGCUGCGCAACCGAGGUUACCACAAAAUUUAUUAGUCAGUGCUGCGCAACCGAGCUCAGGUUUACCACAAAGUUUAUCAGUCAACGCUGCGCAACCGAGGUUACCACAAAAUUUACCAGUCAACGCUGCGCAACCGGGAUUACCACAAAGUUUACCAGUCAACGCUGCGCAGCCGGGAUUACCACAAAGUUUACCAGUCAACGCUGCGCAACCGAGGUUACCACAAAAUUUAUUAGUCAGUGCUGCGCAACCGAGCUCAGGUUUACCACAAAGUUUAUCAGUCAGUGCUGCGCAACCGGGAUUACCACAAAGUUUACCAGUCAACGCUGCGCAACCGGGAUUACCACAAAGUUUACCAGUCAACGCUGCGCAGCCGGGAUUACCACAAAGUUUACCAGUCAACGCUGCGCAACCGAGGUUACCACAAAAUUUAUUAGUCAGUGCUGCGCAACCGAGCUCAGGUUUACCACAAAGUUUAUCAGUCAGUGCUGCGCAACCGGGAUUACCACAAAGUUUACCAGUCAACGCUGCGCAACCGGGAUUACCACAAAGUUUACCAGUCAACGCUGCGCAACCGGGGUUGCCACAAAAUUUACCAGCCAACGCUGCGCAACCGGGAUUACCACAAAGUUUACCAGUCAACGCUGCGCAACCGGGAUUACCACAAAGUUUACCAGUCAACGCUGCGCAACCGGGGUUACCACAAAGUUUACCAAUCAACGCUGCGCAGCCGGGAUUACCACAAAGUUUACCAGUCAACGCUGCGCAACCGGAUUCAAAUUUAUCAGUUAGUGCUGCACAACCGGGCUCAGGUUUACCACAAAGUUUAUCAGUCGGUGCUGCACCACCUGGUUUCUUACCACCAAAUGAUGAAGUGGUUGCGCAAUUGAACGAUGCUCAAAAUUUCCGUGCUUUAGCAAAACUUAUGCAACUUAAGCAACAUUUUACUAGAGAUAGUACGAAUUAA